GUUGUUCCCAUAAGCUUCCACUUUAUUAUAACACCACUAACAGCUGACAGUAGAAUAUUUAGUAGCAAGGAUAUUUCAAGGAUAGACUUAUUGCACAGGUGUGGCAACCUAUCAUUGUACCACGCUUGAUUUCACUGAGCUCCUGAGAGCGACCUAAUCUUCCACAAAUGUUUGUAGAAGCAGUCUGCAUGCCUAGGUGCUUGAUUUUGUACACCUAUGGCCAUGAAGGUGAUUUUUAACACCUGAAUCCAAUGAUUUGGAGGGUGAUUGGAACACCUAAAUCCAAUGAUUUGGAGGGG
This is a messenger RNA of Staurois parvus, 299 nucleotides long. Lineage: Eukaryota; Metazoa; Chordata; Amphibia; Anura; Ranidae. The record is from the annotation of a GenBank genome assembly.